UAAAAUCUUCUCGCGAUAUUACCCGAGAAUCUCGAGCCGCAAGCUGCCGGUUCUGUAUUUAAUUUCAGCUAACGUAUUCACGCUUGUUAGAUACCGACUGUCGGAAUGUUUACCUGAAUGAUUUCGCAUUGCUGAACCCAUCUGGCGCUUCUACAGGGUACAUUAACAUCUAUUUCAGCAUAAGGGAGGCUGGGAAGACCACCAUUCAGUUUCUGAUUGUGUUUUUGGUCAGCAUGUGGUCAAAUAAAGACGUCGACGCUAACGCCAAUGAUCUGGUGAGCACAGGAGAUGACACUUUAGACAAACUGGUUAAUCAGUGGAUCAUCUGGGACCAGAAUGCAGCCACACAGGCACAGAUUAAAAGCCUGGUCCAGGAAGCUCGUGUAGAAGAACUCAGGAGGAGGCUGUGCUCAAGGAUGACCUUUGGAACAGCUGGACUAAGAGCAGCUAUGGGAGCUGGAUUUUCCCGUGUGAAUGAUCUUACUGUUAUCCAGUCAACACAGGGGAUGUAUGUAUACUUGACUAAAUGUUUCCCUGAUCUGAGAAGCAGAGGUUUGGUGGUUGGAUACGACACACGGGCACAAGAGUACAGUGGCUGCACGAGUGAACGGCUUGCAAGUUUGACUGCAGCGGUGAUGCUCAGCAAGGAUAUUCCAGUUUAUCUGUUUUCAAAAUAUGUGCCUACACCAUUUGUGCCCUAUGCUGUGAAGAAAUACGGAGCUGCUGCAGGUAUAAUGAUCACUGCCUCUCACAACAGAAAGGAGGAUAAUGGAUACAAGGUAUACUGGGAGAAUGGAGCACAGAUUUCUUCACCACAUGAUAAGGAGAUCCUGCGUUGUAUAGAACAAAAUGUAGAGCCCUGGCCUGAUUCUUGGAAUCAAGACCUAAUUAAGAGCAGCUCAUUAAGGACUGAUCCAUUGAAAGACAUUUGCUGCUGGUACAUGGAGGAGCUGAGUACACUCUGCUUCCACAGAGAGCUCAACACACAGACUCCUUUGAAGUUUGUGCAUUCAUCCUUCCAUGGAGUUGGACAUACCUAUGUCCAGAAGGCAUUUCAGGCAUUUGGCUUUCUGCCCCCUAUCCCUGUACCAGAACAGAUGAAUCCAGAUCCAAAUUUCUCCACUGUCAGCUGCCCUAACCCUGAAGAGGGAGAGUCCAUUUUGGAGCUGUCUCUUCGUCUUGCUGAGAGAGAGGGAGCGAGGAUUGUGCUGGCAACAGACCCUGAUGCUGAUCGUUUGGCUGUUGCAGAGCAUUGUGACAAAUAUAGCUGGAAGGUUUUUACUGGGAAUGAGCUGGCUGCAUUGCUGGGAUGGUGGAUGCUAUUUAACUGGAAGGAGACUCACCCAGAUCCAGCUGAAAUUGAGAACGUCUACAUGCUUGCCACUGCAGUCUCCUCCAGAAUCCUCAAGACCAUGGCAGAGAUGGAGGGCUUCCAAUUUGAGGAAACACUACCAGGCUUCAAAUGGAUUGGAAAUAAAAUCCACGAGUUAGCUAAAACAGGAAAGGAGGUCAUUUUUUCCUUCGAGGAGUCCAUUGGCUUUCUGUGCGGGAAAAUGGUCCUUGACAAGGAUGGAGUUAGUGCUGCUGUAGUUGUUGCUGAGAUGGCAGUGUAUUUGCAUACAAAGAAUAUAACACUUAACCAGCAACUUCAAAACAUCUAUGAAAUUUAUGGCUACCACAUUUCCAGAACUUCCUAUGUUAUCUGCAAUGACCCCCCAACUGUGAAAAGAAUAUUUAAACGUUUGCGCAACUUUGAAAGUGAAGGCGUUUACCCAAAGAAGUGUGGAGGAUACAGCAUUACACACAUCAGAGAUGUGACUACAGGUUAUGACAGCAGCAAACCUGACAGAAAAUGUGUUCUACCAUUGUCCAAAAGCAGCCAAAUGGUCACAUUCACAUUUCUGAAUGGAAUCGUUGCCACCCUUAGGACUAGCGGGACAGAGCCUAAAAUCAAGUACUACACCGAAUUCUGUGCACCACCUGGAAAAAGAGAUAUCUCAAGUCUUGAAGAGGAUUUAAGUAAGGUGACAUCUACUCUGCUGGAGGAGUUCCUGGAACCUGAGAAGAACAAUCUGAUCCACAGAUCAAUAUAGCUGUGUCAUAGCAGGAGCAGUCAAGCAGGCAUCUUUGUGGGUUCAUUUAAUCUUAAUGUAAUGUUAAUGCCUGAUAUGAUAUAUCUUACUAUGAAAUGUUGUUCAGCUUUAAUUAUUUUGUUAUUGCAAAGGUCUUAAGAGGUGAACCAUUACAGCAACAAGCAUGCCUCUUUCCGCUUUAUGAUUUAUGUAUCCUGACUACUAGUGUAAUUCUCCUUAAAUGUCACUUUACUCAGUAAACAAGGCUUUAUCUAUGUCUUAAAAUUAAUUAUCAACAAGAAACAAAUCAGUUUUUUUUAAUAUGUCAGUUUCUGUGUUCUAAAGUAGUGUCCUUUGGUCAUCCCCAACCUUUCACCAGAAUGCUGCACUGAAAAUUCAUUGAUUGCUAACAUUAUACAAACUACUGCAUUGCAUAUUUCUGUUAUAUAGGUAAAUAAACAUACAGAUGUGAUUACAUUGUCCCAAAUUCUGUUAUCAAACGGUCAAAAUUAAUCUACAGCUAAGGCCAACAUUAUCCCAGAUGCUGUUGGUGACAUUUUGGUGAGAUUAGUAAUUCUUGGACAGGAAAGAUCUUAAUUUUUUUGUAGAAUAUAAAUUCUUAAACAAUUCAGAAAAAGGGAAGGCACCAAAAGAUGCUGUGCUUGCAGCUCACAUUUUUUGAAUUUCACAUUUGUUCAUUAUUUGAUUAUUUAUAAUGGUGUUCUCUGAAGUUUUAUGUUCUUUGUGUAUGUGUGAUGAACAGUAGUUCAUAAGACUUUUGCUGCUUUCAAUGUACUGAAUUUUCUUUUGUAGUAUUCAGAUUGCACUACAGAUAUCUAUUUUUUUUAAAUACAUAUUGCCAAGAGAUGUUGAUAGGAUGAAUAUUUAUUUUGUGUAACUUUACAUUACACCUAUGGGCAGAAAGCAUAUGAAAAGAACAUGUUAUAUGAAAUACAUCACUAAGAAAGAAUAUUUUCAUUAUGCUUUUAUUCUAUAGAUGAGUACAAAUAAGUUCAACUGUAGUGAAUCUCCAAAUAUAUAUAUAAUAUAGUCCAUUUGUUCCAUUCACCAAUUACAUUUCUGCCUAAGUGAAUUGUAUUGAAUUAAAAAUAUACAAAUCACACUGGAGUCAGUGUU
Messenger RNA from Silurus meridionalis, 3209 nucleotides. It is a transcript of the gene pgm2l1, whose product is annotated as phosphoglucomutase 2-like 1. The coding region runs from base 234 to 2093 and encodes 619 amino acids. Gene Ontology annotation, biological process: carbohydrate metabolic process. Lineage: Eukaryota; Metazoa; Chordata; Actinopteri; Siluriformes; Siluridae. The transcript is spliced from 14 exons. The record is from RefSeq and is a predicted model, not a curated record. Gene Ontology annotation, molecular function: intramolecular phosphotransferase activity; glucose-1,6-bisphosphate synthase activity.